Pteronotus mesoamericanus is the source of this 726-nucleotide messenger RNA. RefSeq names its product thyrotropin releasing hormone (gene TRH). Gene Ontology annotation, cellular component: extracellular region; secretory granule. Bases 1 to 726 code for a protein of 241 amino acids. Lineage: Eukaryota; Metazoa; Chordata; Mammalia; Chiroptera; Mormoopidae. Gene Ontology annotation, biological process: hormone-mediated signaling pathway; positive regulation of gamma-aminobutyric acid secretion; histamine metabolic process. Gene Ontology annotation, molecular function: thyrotropin-releasing hormone activity. The record is from RefSeq and is a predicted model, not a curated record. The transcript is spliced from 2 exons.
AUGCCUGGCCCUUGGUUGCUGCUCGCCAUGGCUUUGACCCUGACCCUGACCGGUGUCCCCGGAGGCCGCACACAGGCCCAGGUGGUCCAGCAGGAGGCGGCGAUGGCUGCAGAGCACCCGGGCCUGGACGACUUCCUGCGCCAGGCAGAGCGUCUCCUCCUCCUUCGGGAAGACCUCCAGCGGCUGGGAGGGGUCCAGGGAAAUCGCGAAGAGUCCCAGAUCUUUCAGCCUGAUUGGCUCUCUAAGCGUCAGCAUCCAGGCAAAAGGGAGGAGGAGGCAGAAGAGGGAGUUGAAGAGGAGGAGGAAGAAGGAGGGGCUGUGGGGCCCCAUAAACGGCAGCACCCAGGCCGGCGGGAGGAUGCAGCUCUUUGGUCAGCUGAUGUGACCCAACAGAAGCGGCAGCACCCUGGCCGGCGCUCCUCCUGGCUGGGGUAUACUUUCACCAAGAGGCAGCACCCAGGCAAACGGCUGGUGGAUCCCGUUGCCCAAAGGAGCUGGGAAGAGGAGGAAGAAAAAGAGGAGGAGGAGGGAGAGCUGAUGCCUGAGAAACGCCAGCAUCCAGGGAAGAGAGCCUUGGGAGGCCCAUGUGGGUUCCAGGGAGCUUGUGGUCAAGCCAGCCUCCUGCUGGGGCUCCUGGAUGACCUGAGCAGGGGUCAGGGGCCUGAGGAGAAGCGGCAGCACCCAGGGCGGCGGGCAGCCUGGACCACGGAGCCCCUGGAGGAGUGA